Colletotrichum destructivum is the source of this 211-nucleotide messenger RNA. RefSeq lists its product as uncharacterized. The transcript has a single exon. Lineage: Eukaryota; Fungi; Ascomycota; Sordariomycetes; Glomerellales; Glomerellaceae. Bases 1 to 207 code for a protein of 68 amino acids. The record is from RefSeq and is a predicted model, not a curated record.
AUGCUGUCAAUGUGGCGACAUGUUAUCCCAUCGGGUGCGGACUCACUUCAUUUUGCCAUUCUCCAGUAUUUUUCCAAACAUUGUUGUUUUUCAAUUUUUCUAUUGGAUGAAGCUAUCUCGGCAACGAACCUGACUGGCAUUCUCCGCACCUUGGCAAAAAUGGCGAGAGUCCGCAUCCGAUGGGAUUUCUAUCCAGCUUUGGCUUAGUAAU